AAGUUUAAUGAAAGACAAAAAGAUCGUAGAAGGGUCGCAUCAAGAUAAAGCAUACGAUGAGGGACCAUACUAACAAACAUUGAAUAGUAGAGGGACAACCGAGCUUAUUAACUCCCUGUGUAUAAAGAGAUGGCGAAGUCCUCUACUACAAGCAGCCAACUGGAGAAGAAGUGCCAUUUCACACACAACAAACUUGGUCUCUGUUUUCUCAUCCGAGAUUCCUGUUCAGAGAUCAUGGAGUGCAUGAAAACCCCCUUUAGAGGUAUCCUAAACGAUGUUAAAGGAAGAAUAGCUUGCUAUAAACAAGAUUGGGUUGCUGGCAUUCGUUCUGGAUUCGGUAUACUAGCACCAACUACAUAUAUCUUCUUCGCUUCAGCCCUUCCUGUUGUUGCCUUCGGAGAGCAACUUAGUAGAGAUACAGAUGGAAGCUUGAGCACAGUAGAAACAUUAGCUUCUACUGCUCUCUGUGGCAUCAUACACUCAAUACUUGGUGGCCAACCUCUUUUAAUUUUAGGAGUUGCAGAGCCAACCGUUAUAAUGUACACUUAUUUGUACAACUUUGCUAAAGGAAGGGAACAUUUAGGACCAAAACUCUUCUUGGCUUGGGCUGGAUGGGUUUGUGUCUGGACAGCUGUUUUGCUCUUUCUUCUUGCAAUAUUCAAUGCUUGUGCUAUAAUCAAUCGGUUUACUCGGUUAGCAGGCGAACUUUUUGGCAUGCUGAUUGCUGUUUUAUUCAUCCAAGAGGCUAUCAAGGGCAUGGUCAGCGAGUUUGAAAUUCCCAAAUCUGAGGACCCGAACUUAGAUAAGUAUCAAUUUCAGAUGCUUUACACUAAUGGACUGUUGGGUAUCAUAUUCACUUUUGGACUUCUUUACACUGCCUUGAAAAGUAGAAGGGCAAGAGCAUGGUGGUAUGGCACAGGGUGGUUUAGAAAUUUCAUUGCAGACUAUGGUGUUCCUUUUAUGGUUGUGGCAUGGACAGCACUUUCAUUUAGCAUACCAAGCAAAGUUCCUUCUGGGGUUCCCAGAAGACUUUAUAGCCCUCUUCCACUGGACUCUGCAUCCUUACAUCACUGGACUGUCAUCAAGGAUAUGGGAAGUGUCCCUCCAGCAUACAUCUUUGCUGCAUUUAUUCCUGCUCUGAUGAUAGCAGGGCUCUACUUUUUUGAUCACAGUGUUGCAUCCCAGAUGGCACAACAAAAGGAGUUCAAUCUUAAAAAUCCUUCUGCGUACCAUUAUGACAUCUUGCUACUGGGCUUUAUGACUUUGCUUUGUGGAUUAACUGGGCUACCUCCUUGUAAUGGUGUUCUACCACAGUCUCCUAUGCAUACUAAGAGCCUUGCUGUCCUCAAAAGACAGUUGAUUCGAAGGAAGAUGGUGGCAAGUGCCAAAGAAAGCAUCAAACAGAAAGCGAGCAACUCUGAAAUCUAUGGCAAUAUGCAAGCUGUGUUCGUUGAAAUGGACAGCAUUCCAAUUAAUGCAGUAAUUAAAGAGCUGGAAGACCUGAAAGAGGCAGUCAUGAAAGGAGAAGAUUCAGAGGAUACGUUUGAUCCUGAGAAGCACAUUGAUGCCUACUUGCCUGUCCGAGUUAAUGAGCAAAGAGUUAGCAAUUUUCUUCAGUCCCUACUUGUGGCAGCAUCAGUAUGUGCUAUCCCUGCAAUAAAGCUGAUACCUACAUCAGUACUUUGGGGAUAUUUUGCUUACAUGGCAAUUGACAGUCUUCCUGGGAACCAGUUCUGGGAGAGAAUGCUACUCCUAUUCAUUGCACCUGGCCGGCGCUAUAAGGUCCUGGAGGGGAUUCAUGCUUCCUUUGUGGAAUCAGUUCCCUUCAAAUACAUCGCCAUAUUUACCAUCUUCCAAUUCGUCUAUUUCCUGGUCUGUUUUGGUGUGACCUGGAUUCCGAUAGCUGGAAUCUUGUUCCCCCUGCCGUUCUUUAUUCUCAUCAGCAUCAGACAGUACAUCCUUCCUAAGUUGUUCCUUCCAAAUCAUUUGCGGGAACUAGAUGCAGCCGAAUAUGAGGAGAUUACCGGCGCCCCACGACCUUCUCUCAGCUUCUCUUUCAAGGAACGAGAAGAACGUGUUCUUGGAAAUGAGGAAGGCAUAGUCGAAAUGUGUGAUGCUGAGAUAUUGGACGAGCUAACUACCAGCAGAGGGGAGUUAAAGUUUAGAAAUGUUAGCUCCAGGGAAGAGAAUGCUACUCAGGUCUGUUCCCAUCCAGAAUGAGAGAUGAUGAAUUGUACUUGGAAGAUGACGAAGACGACAUUUACAGCUAGGAGAGAAGAAUUUCAUCAUAAUAGUUGCAGAUAGAAGCCAAGGACAGAUCAUUGAGUUUUGUCCAGUCAGAAUCACCCCAUCCUUUUAAUUUCUUGUCCCUUCAUUGUAUAUAAAUCCAAAUUAGCAUUGGCAAAGCGAUAGAGAAGAUUUGCGUGUAUUUUAUAUUUGAGAUU
Messenger RNA from Populus euphratica (Euphrates poplar), 2444 nucleotides. Its product is annotated as boron transporter 4-like. Lineage: Eukaryota; Viridiplantae; Streptophyta; Magnoliopsida; Malpighiales; Salicaceae. Gene Ontology annotation, cellular component: plasma membrane. Gene Ontology annotation, molecular function: solute:inorganic anion antiporter activity. The record is from RefSeq and is a predicted model, not a curated record. Bases 130 to 2220 code for a protein of 696 amino acids. Gene Ontology annotation, biological process: monoatomic ion homeostasis; transmembrane transport; monoatomic anion transport. The transcript has 14 exons.